GUGCAUUUUUGUUUUUCUCUCCUUCCGCAUAUAAAACAUAACGUAGAAACGUAUGUACGGCGCAGCGUGUAGCGUGGUCGGCGUGGUUGGCGUGGCUAUUUUUUUUGGAGAAAAUCGCUUUUGUUUUCUAGCUGCGGGGUAAAAUGAGCUUUCGUGUAAAACCAAUCGUGCAAUUGUCGUUUGUUCAAUGUCGCAGCUUCACGACGUCCGAGGUUCGCCAUGGAAAACGAAAUUUUCGGAAGUUCUUGAUGCCCAACGUUCGCGGCACAUUCCACGACAGAGCUCGCAAAGACCGCAUAAUUGAGACCUAUGGCUACCGUGAACCCGGAAUCGAGCGAGGUAACCGCCUGGAGAUGGUUCCAGAAAUGGAGCCUGAGCUGGUGGUUCCGGACUUGGAGGGAUUCCAGCUGAAGCCGUACGUGUCGUACCGGGCAGCCGAGGUGUGCCAGGGGGAGUUUACGGCCCGGGACCUGUUUGAUGCCCAGUACUCGGAGCAAGUGGCCAAGGACUUCAAGGAAGGCUUCCGAGAUCUCGAGCACCACACCAGGACUGUGUCUGAGCGGCUCAGUAAAGAAGAGGCACUGCAGAGGGCAAGGCAGACGGGCAGUGACAUCUUCCAGCCAAAGUGGCUUACCAAGAUCUUUCAGGAGCAGUAAAGCCCCCAGCAAAGCUUGCUAGAUAUCAAGAUGGCCCCGAUUGGUCCUGGGUCACCAUCAGAGUGCAUCUUGCUGAAGUCUGCGGAACCGAUACUGCCAGGCUGGUCCUAGUGCUGGUGGGUGUCAAGGCUACUUCUUGGACCAUGUAUAAAGGGGUUGUAGUGUAGAUGAUGGACAGUUGCCUGUUGCAACCUUCUGAUAGACAUUUUGUUUUAAAAAUAAAUUGUUCCAAGCAACUUCAUACAAGUCGUCGAUUGUUCUGAAAAUGACAGUGAGGUCAUCUCCUGUAACCCACCAUGAUUUCCCUCUAGUACUGUGCAAUAUCAUUUUGUUUGUUAACUGACAUGGUGUUUUCAUUCUCUGAUUUUCAAAUUCUUGUGUAGGGAAAAAGUUCUUUGCUUCACUAUAUAAUAUUCAUACAUUCUUAAGACCAGUAUUUACUUAGGGCAGUUUCACCUGGAUAUCCGGCUUGAACUCGCGUGAAAAUCUGUACUAUAGAUUACUAUUGCAGGGGCAACAUUUUCCAACUAGGUCAAGUAGUUUUGCAUCUUAAUCGACUGCAUCAGACGAAGUAGUCAGCAACAUAAUGAAGCAUUGGUUGGUACUUCAUUUUCGCACAGCCCUGCUGUUAUUCGAAAAUGAGAUAAGCCAACGCAUGAGUUGUCGAAAAAAAAUGGCUUAGCAAUGGUUGGUGCAGCCCUUCUCUGGUCUUGUUUCUGUCAUCAGUGGAGCCAUUUACCAUGCUUCAGAUGACUAGCUGCUUACACAAAAGACCAUGCCAACGAAGAGUCGCUUCGAUGCAAACCAAUGCGGAAAAAAUCUUGGAAAAGGUUCACCAGCAUGGAUGCAGACGGCUUGCCGGAACUAAAACAGGGCUUUUGGAAUCCACCCUGGGAGACAGGUUUUGUUGUAGAAAGUAUUCAUAUGCCGUGAAGUGCCUAACAUACAAGUGAAUGCACUCGCUGACAGUCGAGACUCGAGAACAACAAUGUUAAUAGCGUCAUUCGCAUACAGUUGAGAUACACUGGCCAUCCAGGAACACAGCUAUUCAUUGGCUACAUUCUGUUGUCGAAACUAUCAAACCAAGUACAGAUAUGCAAUGUAGCAGGAUGUAGCCGACUCUUUCGUCUGGCAACUUUCCUGCUUUCACAGUGCUACCACAAAGCAAGUCUGCUUUUCAAAAUGAUGCUUUGCUGUGCUUUUUUGAGGCAUUGAUUCUUCAGAUAGAUUUAUGCUAGCUUCCUCUGUUUGUGCGAGUUGCCUCUAGUUUAGUUCAGCACCUUUCAAUAUUUGUACCUUGCCUCAUGCUUUAGCAAGCACUCGAAAUUUGGGGAUGUGUACCAUUAUUUUUUUAUGCUGAUCAAUAAAAUCUUCAUCCAUCAGCUAG
Messenger RNA from Ixodes scapularis (black-legged tick), 2043 nucleotides. RefSeq names its product 39S ribosomal protein L41, mitochondrial (gene mRpL41). Gene Ontology annotation, molecular function: structural constituent of ribosome. The coding region runs from base 144 to 656 and encodes 170 amino acids. Gene Ontology annotation, biological process: translation. NCBI's taxonomy places the organism in Eukaryota, Metazoa, Arthropoda, Arachnida, Ixodida, Ixodidae. The transcript is spliced from 4 exons. The record is from RefSeq and is a predicted model, not a curated record. Gene Ontology annotation, cellular component: mitochondrial large ribosomal subunit.